Molecule: messenger RNA, 1218 nt
Organism: Monoraphidium neglectum
Lineage: Eukaryota; Viridiplantae; Chlorophyta; Chlorophyceae; Sphaeropleales; Selenastraceae
Exons: 3
Coding region: 1-1218 (405 amino acids)
Source: RefSeq, a predicted model, not a curated record
AUGCGCUUCAACGCCGACCUGCAGACGCGCCCGCCGUGGCUGCCGCCGGCGCCGUGCGCGGCGCACCUCGCGCUCCUUUGGUGGUGGGAAGCGGGGGCGGCCAAGGCGCGGCGCGCGAGGGGUUGGUGGCGCCAGGUCGCAGCGGCGGAGGCGGACCUCCCGCAGGCGCAGCGCCUGAGGGCGGCCCAGCGCGACGGCGCGCUGCAGCGCUGGCUGCUGCCACACCUGCUGUCGGCCGCGCUCGCCGCCGGCCACCCGCCCGGCGCCGCAGUGGCUGGGGCCGGGGGCAAGGUCGCAUCCGCCGCAAGCGGCGGCGGCGGCGAGGCGGCAGCCGGCGACGGCCUCGCCGUGGCUGCGGCGGCGGCGGAUUCAGAGCUGCGGGCGCUAGUCCCGCGCUUUGCGAUGGCGCUAGGCAUCCAGGCGGCUGCUGAGGGUGACGGAGUUGAGGCCGCGCUCUCUGCUGCGUUUGGCGGUGGCGACGAGGGCAGCAUUGGGCCGGAGGGCGUGCCGGCUUCUCGGCAGCUGCAGCUGCUGGACUUGGCGCUCUUCCACACCGCGGAAGCUGCGGCGCAGCUGCUGGCCUGCGUGGCGCCCCAGGCGGCCGGCGACGGCGGCGGCGGCGGCGGCGACGGGCUGGAGGGCGCGAGCGGGCGGGUGCAGCGGCGGGCGGCGCUGCUGACGUCAGCGUUGGAGGGGCUGCGGCGGGGGGCCGAGGCCCGCCUGGCGCCGGGCGCAUGCGAGUGCGGGCUGCUGCCCGGGGCCGCGCUGUCGCUGGCGUCGCUGCUGGUGGAUGGCGGCUGCCUGUGGGUCACGAGCUGCCUGGAGAGCUGGUCGCGCGCCGUCAAGGCCAGCAAGCGCAAGCAGUCCAAGAAGUCCGCCGCCCCGCCGCCCGCCGCGGCGGCGCUUGCCACGCCCGCGGUGCAGUCCGCGCUCUCUGCGCUCGGCGCCGCCGCGGCGGCCGCGGCCGCGCUCGCCGGCUCGCUGGCGGCGGCCUGCAAGCAGCUGCUGCAGCAGGCCGCGGAGCAGUCCGAGGCGGUUCUGCUGCAGCAGCUGGACCCCCAGUCCAGUGACGUCAUGCGGCAGCUGGUGGGCUGGGAGCCGCGGCUGUCAGUGCAUCACGUGAUCAAAGCGGUGCAGGGGGAGCAGCGGCAGGUGCUGCAGCGGGUCGCUGCAGCGGCAGCGGCGCUGCAGCAGCGGCUGGCGGCGGUGGCGUGGUGA